GGAAGCCCCGGGCACGGCUCCGACUCUCACUGACAUUGGAUCUAACAACAACAUUACCACCAACAACACCACCACCUCCAACAACAUCACCAACAACAACAACACCAACAACAACACCACCACCUCCAACAACAACACCACCACCUCCAACAACAUCACCAACAACAACAACACCAACAACAACACCACCACCUCCAACAACAACACCACCACCUCCAACAACAUCACCAACAACAACACCACCAGCAACACCAACAACACCAACAACAACACCACCACCAACAUCACCACCUCCAACACCAACAACAUCACCACAUACAACAUCACCACCAACACCACCAUUACCACAAACACCACCACAAACAACAACACUACCACCACAAACAACAACACAUACAACAACAACACUACCACCUACAACAUCACCACCAACAACACCACCACCAACAACACCACCAACACCACCACCUACAACAUCACCACCAACAACACCACCACCAACAUCACCACCUCCAACACAACAACAUCACCACAUACAACAUCACCACCAACACCACCAUUACCACAAACACCACCACAAACAACAACACUACCACCACAAACAACAACACAUACAACAACAACACUACCACCUACAACAUCACCACCAACAACACCACCACCAACAACACCACCAACACCACCACCUACAACAUCACCACCAACAACACCACCACCAACAUCACCACCAACAACACCACCAACACCACCACCAACAACACCACCACCAACAUCACCACCAACAACACCACCAACACCACCACCAACACCACCACCUACAACAUCACCACCACCAACAACAGUCCAUGAGAUCUGAGGCCAGGAGGGAGUGGCAACAGUGGUGGCAGCAGAAACUGGCCACAACAACAGCAGACGCAGUGACAGCAGCAGCAGCAGCAACAGCGUGAGCAUGGAGCUGGGCAGCGCAGAGCUCCUGGAACUGCUGCUCGACUGCCCGGAUGGGCCACGUGACACAGGGCAUUCUGGGAUACUUAUGGGGGAUGCCUUCAUCGGCUCUGAGGAAUCGGGAGACAUUUGGGGCAUCAAUCACGCCAUGGAAGACAGCGAGCCGGAGGACCUCCUCUCCCACAUGGUCGACCCCCACCAGGCGCGCUCCAUGUCCCCGCGAGAUGACGGCGGCUUGUCACCCAUGGGCAGCGACGACAGCGGCAUCUCGGACGAAUCGGCCGUGCCGGGCCCGGGGGUCUCCUUCGGCGAGGGCCUGGCCCCCAUGAUCGCCGAGGGCAGCAGGGCAGCAGUGGGCAGCGGUGCCCGGGACAUGUGCUACGUACUGAGCGUGGGGUUGGAUGGGGUGAAGGCCGUGGCACCGUCGUCAGACAUGGACAUCAUCUCCAUUGAGUACGACGAGUGGAACUCCCACAUGGCUGGCGUCUCCACGUUCGCUGACAAUCCCAUGGCAGCGCUGGCCGGUGGAAUCAAAGUGGAGGGCACCAUGCUGUCCGCCAGCCAGUACUCGUACCGCGACACUGGCAGCCUGUUCCCAGAGCUUAAUCUGUCUGAAGAGGAGAGGAAGCUGCUGGAGCAAGAGGGAUUGUCACUACCCUCCCACCUGCCACUCACAAAGGCGGAAGAGCGCAUCCUCAAGAAAGUUCGCAGGAAAAUCCGGAACAAGCAGUCGGCGCAGGAGAGCCGCAAACGGAAGAAGGAGUACGUGGACGGGCUGGAAGGGAGGGUGGCGGCCUGCAGCAAUCAGAACGAGGAGCUGAAGAGGAAAGUGGAUCAGCUGGAGGCACAGAACAUAACGUUGGUGACGCAGCUCAAGAAGCUGCAGGCCAUGGUGACGCAGACGUCCAGCAAAGCGGCGCAGACGAGCACCUGCGUCAUGGUGUUCCUGCUGUGCUUCGCACUCCUCGUCUUCCCCAACUACAGCCCAUUCGGCUCGUCGAAGAACGCCACUCAGGAGCUCUAUACACCCGAGGGAGCGGUGCUGUCCAGGGCACUAAAGGGGAUCGAAUCUCCCCUAGAAAACCUGGAGCCAGAGCAGCCUAACCUGCCGCAACCUGAGGGGGUCGUGCCAGCAGGGUCACCAGGAAGUCAAGCUAUGGCUGCCGCCGGCCCUCCCAGCAUCCCUGAAAAUCUGCCAUCGCAGUCGUCAUCAUCAUCAUCAUCAUCGGCAACAGCAGCAGUGGAUGACGUGGUGAAAGCGGGCUGUGGAAACGCCACAAAUUGUGUGGCUGCCAUCAAAGAUGUGGUUGCGGAGGCGCCAGGCCCGGUUGGCGUGCCCAGUGUUGCGGUCGGAGACGGGGAGGCUGCGCUGGGCAAUGUGGCCGAUGUCGUCAAGUCGACGCACGCUGACGAGAUGUGAGAGACUUGGAGGGAGGAGAGAAAACGGGGAGUAGCGGGGAGAUAUGAGGAGCGGGUGGAGGAGGAGGAAGACGUGGGGAGGAGAGGGAAGACACAAGGAGGAGUUUGAAGACACGGAGAGGGGAGGGUAGAUAGGAUGAGAUAGAAGAAGAGACGGAGAGAAGGGAGAAUUGAGAGAGCGGAAUGCCAUGAUAAGAGACAAGGGGGCGAAGAGGCAGAGGGAGACACGAGGAGGGGAGACAUGGGGGAGUAGAGGGGAAAACUUUGGCCCAGAGACGUGACUGAAGGGGCCUCCUGAAUUUGUCUGCUGUAACUCUGCGGGUUUCCUGACACUGAAAUCAAUAACCAAAAAAAGCAUAGAGACCUGUGUAAUAUAUUCUAUUGUAAUUUAAUAAGUUAAAUAUUUUGACAUUCCACGGAUAAUUCUUUCAAUCGUCAAGCCAAUACGUGCCUUUAGGUACUAUGAGAGAGUCAGAGUAUCGAUAGGGAUAUUCAUCCAGGACGUCACAAUUUUCCUGGUGGCGUUUUGCUGCAUCGUCGAGAUUCGAUGCAAGAAUAAUUUUUUUCUUUUUUUUGUAUCAUCGUGGUAAAUGUUGUAGCAGCCUUUCAGCGGCUGCGUGGUUAAGGUCAACCUAUUGCACGCUUCGCAUCAUUCCAGUGAGAAUCGUAUAUUACUGGUAGGAACCACCUGGUUCCACCAGCCCACAGGGGAUUAUUGUGUCCGUCCGUCCGUCGUGCAUCCAAAAAUGGGAAGGGUCGGGCUGG
Lethenteron reissneri (Far Eastern brook lamprey) is the source of this 3129-nucleotide messenger RNA. RefSeq names its product cyclic AMP-responsive element-binding protein 3-like protein 4. Gene Ontology annotation, molecular function: RNA polymerase II cis-regulatory region sequence-specific DNA binding; DNA-binding transcription factor activity, RNA polymerase II-specific. The record is from RefSeq and is a predicted model, not a curated record. Gene Ontology annotation, biological process: regulation of transcription by RNA polymerase II. Gene Ontology annotation, cellular component: nucleus. Lineage: Eukaryota; Metazoa; Chordata; Hyperoartia; Petromyzontiformes; Petromyzontidae.